This is a messenger RNA of Biomphalaria glabrata, 1537 nucleotides long. RefSeq lists its product as uncharacterized. The transcript has 4 exons. The coding region runs from base 437 to 862 and encodes 141 amino acids. Lineage: Eukaryota; Metazoa; Mollusca; Gastropoda; Planorbidae. The record is from RefSeq and is a predicted model, not a curated record.
GUCCAUAGAAAGAAACAUAGCAAGUGAGGGUAAAACAAACAAACAAUCAAAAUAAAAAAAAUCUUUUAUACACACUCGCACGCAUACACACACGCGCACGAUCAUUUAUCAUGAGGGAGUGAUUCGUCUCCCGAAGUUGUCAGACUCUCCACUCUCCACUCGGUCCAGGUAUUCAAGUUUACAGGUUAAACUGUCACGAACAAAACAAAACAAAACUACUUCAAAUGUAUUUUCAACUUCAGAAACAAUAAUUCAUUUCGUGUUUAAACUAUUUCAAACUCAAGAACGGAACAAACGAAAUAGUUUUCAAGACGAAAGAAAUGAACGAAAAGAAAAGAAAGAAAGAAAGAUUUGUCUGGGACAAGUAAGAUUUACACUAUUGGUUUCUUUCUUAGCAUCACUCCGUUGAAAGCUCGUACUCAUCGUUCUAUAAGCCAUGGAUACAUCCAUGCAUCGCUUGCUGUUGGCUUUAUUCUCUUGUAUAGGAAGCAUCAAGUUAGCUUCAACGUGUAAAAAUUCUUCGCAAUGUGACAAGUCAUCAAGUAGAGCUCUCAGCAGAGCUAUGAACAGAUCGGAUAUAGUAGCUGUCUGCAGUUUGCUACCUAUCUACAUGCAAUGCCUUGAAAAUGCCUUAAAGACGUGCACCACUGACCCACGUGACCAGCGCCUGGACAGGGAGUCUAUUCGCUCCAAACUUAAUGGCCUGAAACUAAAGCACAAGAGUAUGUGUCCAGGGAUGUUCUCAGAGGACAAUGUAGCCUGCAGGACUCAAAGCCAUUUCUUGGGUCUAGCAGUGACGUCAUUCAUUAGCAUAUUCCUGACGUCGUGUGCCAUUCACCUUUGUCAAGUUUUCUUGGACUGAGUCCAUCCAGACAGAACAUUCUUUUGUUUUUAAAUCGUUUCUCCUCACCUUUGUAUUGAGCAUUCAGGCAUUUCCUUCUGGAAGUUUGUGUUCAUAUCUUUACUGAGACAACAAGUCUGUAUCUACUAGGCAACGAAUGGUGCUCCCUGUCGGGCCACUAGGGUAGAUCUAGAGCUCUAUUGGAAAAGGUCAAGAUCAUCUAAACAAUGUCAAGGAUGCUAAAUUGAGACUUCACUGCUGCCAACUCAAUUAAAAAAACAAAAAAAAAAGAAUUGAGCUCUAAAUGUAACAACAUCUCAUUGCCAGGCAAUUCAUCUUUGUAUCAAUUCUUCACUAUUACCGCUAGUUAGUGUUUUGUGUUUGUUUCUGUUUGUAAAUAUGUUUGAAGUCGUAGAGUGAAAGUCUGCUGCUUCCUCUUGGUUGACCUUAUUUUGUGUUACAUACAGAAGACUAUUUAAUUAUGCAGUGUUGAAAUGUAUACAGAAUUAUUAUGUAGUUUUUUUGUUUUUAAAUUGUUUAUCAAGACUUUUUUUUUACACCGGAUAUACCAAAAAGCUAGCGAUUUAAACUUUGACACGUAAACACUUCCGGCUCGUUGUGAAAACUUUAAGUUUCGAAAGGUUUGUACUUAUACCAUGGUAACAAAGUAACUACUAAUAGAGUUUCAAUUAAAUA